This is a messenger RNA of Vicia villosa (hairy vetch), 1077 nucleotides long. RefSeq lists its product as uncharacterized. The coding region runs from base 85 to 777 and encodes 230 amino acids. The record is from RefSeq and is a predicted model, not a curated record. The transcript has 2 exons. Lineage: Eukaryota; Viridiplantae; Streptophyta; Magnoliopsida; Fabales; Fabaceae.
GCACUACCAAAUUAUUGGAAUAUCAAACUUCCACUGAGGUUGCUUAAGAUAAGGAUAGUAUCUAGUUGAUCUCACGUAGAGAUUAUGGAAUGGAAGAAGUGUUAUUUGGAUGUAAUAUUGGUUCCAUUGGCAAUUCUAAUGAGCAUUGGUUACCAUGUUUGGUUGUGGUAUAAUGUUCGAACUCAUCCUCAUACAACUAUCAUUGCUAUCAAUGCUAAUGGUAGAAGGAAUUGGGUUGCUGCUAUGAUGAAGGACAAUGAGAAGAAAAACAUCCUGGCUGUUCAAACACUAAGGAACACACUAAUGGGCUCAACCCUAAUGGCCACAACCUCCAUUCUUCUCUGUUCAGGCUUAGCAGCAAUCAUAAGCAGCACCUACAGUGUCAAAAAGCCACUCAACGACACAGUCUAUGGAGCACAUGGAGAGUUCAUGGAAGCACUUAAAUACGUGACACUUCUAACAAUUUUCCUAUUCUCAUUCUUCUGUCACUCUCUAUCCAUAAGGUUCAUAAACCAAGUGAAUAUCCUAAUCAACACGCCACAGGAUCCAAUGUCUUUGGCGACACCGUCUUAUGUUAGUGAGAUGUUGGAGAAAGGUUUUAUGCUAAACACGGUUGGAAACAGGUUGUUCUAUUCGGCACUUCCUAUGUUGUUGUGGAUUUUUGGACCUGUUUUGGUGUUCCUGUGUUCUCUUACUAUGGUUCCUUUGCUUUAUAACCUUGACUUUGUGGUUACUAAGGGGAAGAUGGAUCCAAAUGAGAAUAGGGAUUUUGUUUGAGGUUAUGAAUGUGUUUUAUUUAACUUUUGAGUAAUAAUUGAAGUUGGUCUUUAUUUCAAUGAUUAGAAACUUUGGUGUAUGUAUGUGAUGUUCUCAGUGUAAGCAUGUAACAGUAUUUUAGAUGAGAAAUUUACUGUGUUCAAUAACUUGGGUUGCACUAUGAUAGUAUUUGAUAUGCUAUCUAUCUAACAUGUAUUAUUAAUAGAGCCACCUAAGUUCUAUGUGUAAGGUAAAUAGGACACUGAUAAAAAAAAUAGCGGAUGAAUUUAUUUUGGAUAAUUUAUAAAUUAAAUGAUAGCA